AUGGAGCGCAUUCCGAACAGCGUGGCAACCUCCCACCCGAACCUCUCCUUGACUGCCGGUAAGUCGCCACGCGACUCCCAGCCCAACGUUCAUACCGUCCAGUCGCUCCGCGAGCGCUACCGCGAGACGGUGGUGAUGUCUUUGGCGCUCCCGCUGCUAAUGGCGCUGCUCUGGACUCUAGUCAUGCUCAUGGCAGCCAAGAUCGAUGGCUUUAUCUCGCUGCACUGGGCGCUCGUCCUGGCUCCGCUCGAGCUUGUGGUCCUCCUCCUCCCAUUCGCCCGCACCAUCGACCGGUUCUACAUCGGCGUGAACCACAAGCCGAGGCGCGUCCGCUGGUGGGUGGUGAGCGAGAGCCUGGCGGGUUGCUUGGCCUUGGCAGUCGCCGGCUGGGUUGUGGCCAUCGGAGCACGCGUCGAAGGUGACAUCACCUGGCCCUGGUCUGCUCUCCUGCUUCCCAUUUAUCUCCUCGUCAUGGGCUUUCUCGCUCUCAACUGCGCCUGGUGUGUCGACGUCGGCUGGGAUCGAACCUUGCACGACUCGGGCUGGCAUCGCGUGACAGGCAUCCAAACCCUAAUGGCGGCGACCACCAUGGCCCUCGCUCUGCCUACCUUUAUUGUUUUCCUUGGCCUCAAACUCCACGGCACUGUGGCGUGGAACUGGUGGCUGGUCUUUGCUCCGCUCCUGAUCGCGAUGGCUGUCCCUGUCAUCGGUCUCAUCGGCUACGAGAUCGACCUUUACUUUGAUGGCAGCUCCCAGAUGGGUACGUACUUUGCCACCUGCCUGGCCUUUGCCCUCCCGCUCUUUGUCUUUGUUACCCUCGUCGCCGCUCUUGCAGCCAAGCCCGGCGCCUUCUCGGCCUUUGUCCUCUUUGUCCCGCUCUACCCUACCAUGCUCGGUGAGCUGCCUGACAGCUACUCUUCAGAUUUGGACUCGGACGAGGGGCUGCUAGUCCGGGGAGAGUACCCGGCGUGUCCUGUCCGUCGACAUGCCCUCUACCUCGAGAUCCGAGUCCCGUCUCGCAUCAAUGCCAUCGCCGGCAUGCUGGAGGGGGGGCUGCCAAGCAGAGGCCGGGGCGAGAGUGCGGACGAGUUCUUUGUCGACAGCGACGAUGAGUGCGAUGCGGAAGCCGACGUCGCGACCGGCAACGUCACCAUUGCACAACUUCCCGCCGAGCUGAUGGUCGAGAUCUUCGCGCACCUUGAUCUCAUCUCCCUUGUGCGCUGCAGCGCAGUGAGCGUGCGCUGGCGGAAGUGGUCGCGGGAGCCGUGGCUGUGGCAGCCAUUCCUCAGCUGGGAUGGCAUGCAAGCGGCGAUCGUGGCUGUAGGCAUGGCUCCGGCACCGCCGCGGACCUCGAUCAUGGCGCAGAUAUGCAUAGAGCCGAUGCAGCACGAGAAAGGACACUGCUACGCCGCCCGCUUUAUGCGCGCCCGCAAGCAGCAACGCGCGCAGAACCGGAUUGAUCUGCUGGCGACGAAGCGGCGCCAGGCGGCCCAGGGGUUUGCCUCGCAGAGUGCGGUACUGAUCAAGAGGCGCCAGCACGAGGAGAUCAAGCGACGUAGGACUCUGGCAAAGUGCGUUGUUGUUGGCGUAACUCUUGCGUUGAUCUGGCUGACGGUUGUGCUGGCAAUGGGCAAGAUGGGUGGCAUGAUCAGGCUAGGAUGGUGGGUGGUGCUGCUCCCGCUGGCAACAGUGAGCCUCAUCCCACCGUGCAUUCCUCCCAUUCAGCAGUGGUACAUUGCGCGGAAGUCGAAGCACGUGAGGAUGGGUGUGAGCUGGUUGGUGGCCGAGGCGAUGGUGACAGCAGUCUGCGUCGUGGUAGCCAGCUGGAUCGCGGCGGUCGGACUCCGCGCCGACGGUAUCGUGACCUGGAGCUGGCCGGUAGUUCUCAUCCCACUGUACCUGAUGACGCUUGCGGCCCUCAUCACCCUUGUAGCUCUCUGGCGAGGCGACGGUGUGUGGCGCGUCCGGAACUGGCACGGGCGACGGGAUCGGUGGGUUGGUGCAAGCAUGGUGGCCUCGACCGCGAUCCAAGCCGUGUUGCUCCCGCUCGGCGUCGUCUUUCUGGCACUACGACUUGGCGAGGUGGUGGCGUGGACGUGGUGGAUAGCACUCGCGCCGCUGCUCGGCUUCUUUACAGCUCCAAUGCUCGGCAUGCUGGCGAUUGAAGCCGGCGGGUACUGCGCGUACAGGAGGAGAAAGCCGGGAGGAUUCUGGGCAGUGUGGGCAACGUGCGGCCCAGCUCCACUGCUCGUCUUUACCGCGCUUGCUGCCGCCAAGGCCGAGAAUCCCACCUCGAUCUCGGCCAGCGUCCUCUUCUUCCCGCUUGGAUGCAGCCUCUUCGCCAUGAGCGCCGCAGCAUGCACGAUCCUCUCCCGCGAUCUGAGCAUCCAGUGCACUGUCCUGUCAACAUUGCAAGAGCCGAAAUACGUCCUGGAUGGAAGCGAGAGGCAUCCAUGGGGCGUGCUGAUCUGAACUGAUCUGGUUUCUGGUCCGGCCUUGGACCUCGGUAGGAAGAGGGCCUCGAGAAGACCGGUCACGGGCGUCAGUCUUGCGGCAGCACAUCCCCAUCAAAAACGUUCCCAUCAUCACAGC
Thecamonas trahens ATCC 50062 is the source of this 2592-nucleotide messenger RNA. RefSeq lists its product as uncharacterized. The record is from RefSeq and is a predicted model, not a curated record. NCBI's taxonomy places the organism in Eukaryota, Apusomonadida, Apusomonadidae. Bases 1 to 2472 code for a protein of 823 amino acids. Gene Ontology annotation, molecular function: protein binding. The transcript is spliced from 3 exons.